This is a messenger RNA of Setaria italica (foxtail millet), 1799 nucleotides long. Its product is annotated as homeobox-leucine zipper protein HOX19. Lineage: Eukaryota; Viridiplantae; Streptophyta; Magnoliopsida; Poales; Poaceae. The transcript is spliced from 3 exons. Gene Ontology annotation, biological process: regulation of DNA-templated transcription. Gene Ontology annotation, molecular function: sequence-specific DNA binding; DNA-binding transcription factor activity, RNA polymerase II-specific. The record is from RefSeq and is a predicted model, not a curated record. The coding region runs from base 381 to 1229 and encodes 282 amino acids.
ACCCCCAGCUGAGGUGAAGCUGAGCCCCCAUGGCCUUGUCGAAGGCUUGCAAGUGUCGAGGCGUGGGCGCGCGUACGUGCGCGUGAUGUGCGCGUGUCCCUUGCCGGCUCCGCUCCUCCUCAAAUAUUCUCGCCCGGCCGUCUCCUCAUUCCCUCAACCAUCUCAUUCCUUCCUUCCUUCCCCCACCUUCCUAUCCGAGUAGCUGUAGCUCCCCCCCGCACGCACGCACGCACACAACACAAGCGCGGCAGCGCAGCUUGCAACAACACCCAGCUUCGCGUUUUGUUUGGCUGCGUGCCACCCGGAGGGAGGGAGACCCAGCUGCUAACUGAAGUGGCGGCCGGUGGAGUGGUAGCUUCUGGCCCCGCGGCGUGCACGCCAUGGCUCAGGAGGACGUCCACCUGGACGACGCCGGCCUGGCCCUGGGCCUGUCCCUCGGCGGCGGAGGCGGAGCGUCUGAUGCGGCGCGUCAGGGCACCUGCAGCCGGCUGAGCAGGGAGCCGCGCGCGCUGGAGCCGUCGCUGACGCUGAGCAUGCCGGACGAGGCGACCGCGACGGGGCCCGGCGGCUGCGGGGGCGGGCCCUCGCACAGCGUGUCGUCGCUGUCGGUGGCGGGCGUGAAGAGGGAGCGCGUGGAGGAGGCGGACGGCGAGCGGGCGUCGUCGACGGCGGCCGCGGCGCGGGCCUGCGGCGCCGGCGCCGAGGACGACGACGACGGGAGCACGCGCAAGAAGCUGAGGCUGACCAAGGAGCAGUCCGCGCUCCUGGAGGACCGCUUCAAGGAGCACAGCACCCUCAACCCGAAGCAGAAAGUCGCGCUGGCCAAGCAACUGAACCUGCGGCCACGGCAGGUGGAGGUGUGGUUCCAGAACAGACGAGCAAGCCGCGCGCGCAGGACCAAGCUGAAGCAGACGGAGGUGGACUGCGAGUUCCUCAAGCGCUGCUGCGAGUCGCUCACCGAGGAGAACCGCCGCCUCCAGCGGGAGCUGCAGGAGCUCCGCUCGCUCAAGUUCGCCGCGCCGCCCGCGGCGGCGACGCCGGCCGCCGCCGGGGCCGUGCCGGCGCCGGCGCCGUUCUACAUGCAGCUGCCGGCCGCCACGCUGACGCUCUGCCCGUCCUGCGAGCGCCUGGGUGGGCCCGCCGCCGCGGCCAAGGCCGACCCCGACCGGCCCAAGGCGGCGGCCAGCCACCACUUCUUCAACCCCUUCACCCACUCCGCCGCUUGCUGAUGGUACUGCACGCGCAUGCAUGAUGAGCAGCAGCAGCAAACAGAGCACCACCGCCCGCCACUGCACCAGCUAAUACCACGGACACGCCAUCCACCUCACGUACGCCACAAGUAACAUACGAUUGAUCGAUCGAUCCUCCCCUCUAGCUAUUUUCUUGAUCCGGGGGGGAUUAUGUUAGUUGUUCCCAUCAGCUAAUCAAUCAAUCAACCAAUCAAUCAUAGGCUUGAUAGGUUAGUCAAAAUAGCCGUAGCUUAUUCCUAGUAGCACCCACCCAAUCCAUCCAUGUAUAUUUUUGUGCAUGCAUGCUGUAAUUCUGUCCCUCUCGGUCUGCUUGCUCCCUUUUCGACAGGAGUACGUAGUAGCAGCUUCUUUUCUUUGGGUUUUCUUUCUUUCACAGGUUGUAUUGAUCAAUCAUCGAUCAGAGGGCAAGUAAUUAUUAAGUGGUAGUAUUAGUAGUAUUGUUACUGUACAAAUCGAUCAUAAUUAGAUUGAGAUGCUUCUAGUCCAUCUGCUCUUUACUAUAUAUCUAGUAUACUGACGGUGAGCGUCAGACACAGUGCUGGAUGAUGA